Scomber scombrus (Atlantic mackerel) is the source of this 4282-nucleotide messenger RNA. It is a transcript of the gene ccdc50a, whose product is annotated as coiled-coil domain containing 50a. The record is from RefSeq and is a predicted model, not a curated record. Bases 188 to 2068 code for a protein of 626 amino acids. Gene Ontology annotation, molecular function: ubiquitin protein ligase binding. Lineage: Eukaryota; Metazoa; Chordata; Actinopteri; Scombriformes; Scombridae. The transcript is spliced from 12 exons. Gene Ontology annotation, cellular component: cytoplasm.
CGUACCGACAGAGUACUGUGGCCACCGAAACUAAUCAAAAGGGCCGUCCAAACACCUGAACCAUCAAUCGGGUUUAUGAGUGAAGACGAUCAAUCAAGCUGGUGGUUAACCUUCGGGAAGAAACGCGGAAGUGUAAUUCACCGUCGACGCUUUUUUUCGUUUUGUUUGACUUAUUAUCGGUGACAACAUGGCUGAAUGUAACAUUAGCAUCGACCAGAAAAGACUACCUGGAGUCAAAGAGGUAUGCCGAGACUUUGCUGUGCUGGAGGACCACAGUCUGGCCUACAACCUCCAAGAACAAGAAAUUGAAAGCCACUUGGCAUCCAACGUCCAUAAGAGCCGUCUGGUGCAGCAGGACCUGCAGGUGGCCAAGAAGCUGCAGGAGGAGGAGGAUAAGAUAGCCAAUGUCCAGACCAAGAAGCAGUUUGGUGAAAUUGAGCGUCAAGAUGUUGAGAUAGCCCAGGAAAUUCAGGAACAACUGGUCCGACAGGCAGAACAGCAGCGGCAGCAAGAAGAGAAGGAUGCGGCCAUAGCCCGCAAGCUGCAGGAGAAGGAGAUGAAAGAGGAAAGGAAGAGACAGAAACAUCUGGAAGCAAACUUUGAGGAGGAGUACUUUGAGGAUCAUGGAGCUGCAAGAAAGCCACGUGACUUGGACAAACAUACCCGUCACAAAUCUAGUACUAAUUCCCCGGGCCGAUAUGAUGUGUAUGCCCCAGUGAGCUCACACCGUGAUUACUCCCCAGAUUACAGCUCAACUGAGCCAAAAAGAAGCAGGUACCCAAAACAGGACCCGGCAGCACCCCACAGCCACUCCAGAUAUCCUGAGCACUACCUUGUGGCAGAGGGAGGGCGGAGCAGGCAUGCAGAUCCAUACCCAGAACACCUACUGCCCUCUAGAGGCAAGCAUGGGGACAGGUACCCAAAUUAUGAACCCACAGAGACUGGCAGAGCCAGGGGCCCACAGGGUGACAACACAGAGAGAGUGGUGAGGAUGAAAGAAAGACCAGUCAGACCACCUCUGCCACAGUACCCAGAACAGAGAGACAAGGAAUGGGUCAGAGAGAAGGACAGACACAGGGGCAGGGACCUGGAACUGGAAAGACAAAUGGGAAAAAACCAAAGGAGGGACAGGGAGCAGGACCUGAGGGGGGCGAGAGCGGGAGGAAGAGACAGGGAAAGAUCCAGAGAUAGAGGACAGAGUGGGGACAGACACAGAGUAAGAGACAGGCAGAGACAGAGAGAUGAACAAGUGAGAACCAGGAGCAGGGAGAGACGACUCGAUGAGGACGUCUCAGAGCGUGUCCCGAGGGAGGGCAGGGCGUCCUGGGAGGAGGAUGAUGAUGAGAGGGAGAGGAGGGCCAGGGGUCGGCAGCGUGUCCACUCCAAUCCCGAAGAAGUCUUUGACGAGUACAGGAGCAACGAAGGGAGAGGGCACACCAGAGACUUCUGGGACCCUAGGCAGGGGGAGGGUCCCAGCAGGGAACGCAGUCAUACUCACCCCGAUGGAGAGACAGGUCGAAUUGUGCACAAAGGGAGUGGAGCAGUAAUAAAAGAAACUGAGUAUGGACUCAGCGAGGCCACCAAGGGGCUGACUAAGCUGGAUCUCCGUGACCAGGAGCUGAAGGACAUGGAAGUGGCCAGGAGAAUGCAGGAGGAGGAAAUGAAGGCGAGUAAGAGCCAUGUGCGUGCAGCCCAAGUGGCGCAGGAUGAGGAAAUCGCUCGACUGCUGAUGGAGCAAGAGAAAAAGGAGUACAGGAAGAACCGAGAGCACGAAAAAGAGAAGGAACGAGAGAGGGAGAGGUUGGCUAUGGACAGGAUGGCAAUGGAAAGGAGGCGACCAGAGGGAGACUACAGGCCGAGUUCGGAGGAUGUUGUCCGGCCCCGAACACGAGAGGAUUAUGAACACCAGAGGCAGAGGAACCACAACAAGCCUGCCAGGCCUCCUCAGCCUCGCACACAUGACUAUGAGAAUGUGAACGCUGGCUACGGCCACCCAGACCAUCCGAUUCCCCCUCGUGCUCCCACCAGACCUGAGGCUGCUUACAAAGGUGCCUAUUACAAGCGGUGACUCAGGCUCUCAACCAUGUCCAGACGUGCUGUCAGUCCUCUUGUGUCCCCUCUUUUAUUUAUCUUUUUUGUUUUCGACCAUUCACACUCUGUUGACCAAAAGCCUUGGGACAAGCUAAUGAGUUGGCGAUUGGAUUUUUUUUUUUUUUAAAUUGUAUUUUUUAAAUGCCCUCCAAAGUUGUCUGUGAGUGCUGGAACCUCACUCAUCUUUUCCUUUUUUUAAUUUGUAAAUUGUGAUUAUCAUUAUUUCUUUUAACUGACUCGAGAUCAAGACAAGCCAAAACAGCAGCCUUGUGACAUUACCUCCCUCAGUUCUUCUUCAAAGCUGUUGAAAUAGAGGAAGCGGCUCCUCUCUCGCUGUGGUCAUCAUGUGCUGAUGUUCGUCCCAUCACAAGGGCUCAAGGCCUCCGCUGGAUAUAACCAUGCAAUCUCAAAUCCCUCAUGACUCUCUCUCUCUCUCUCUCUCUUCAUGGGAUGUGCCUGUUUGGUCCAACAUGGCUGCUACAGUGUCUUAGAUACCAACAUGGCAGCUGCUUUGUACACCCGUGAUGCAGUUUUCUUUUCCCGUCAUGCUGUGCAACGAGGCUGCACAGGCCCUUCUCAUGUGCCACAUGACUCUGGAGGGGUACGUCUCUGUUGCUGUAUUCACAAAAAAACAUAAAUGAGCCUUCAUCAAGAUGCUGGUAGUUUUGGCUUUGACAUGUUUGCCACAGUGUGAUGAUAAAGGGACCUUUUAAACUGGCUUUAGGCUUCUGCUUGAGGGGAGCACUUUUUAACUCCAUUGCCCUUAACAUGAAAUUGGAAGGAUGAUACUCUGUGUAUGACUCACUGUUUCUAUGUGCAUGCUUACUGAAAGUGUCUAACUAUGUACAUGCAUUUCAACUCAAUAUCAAAUUAUCCGGCUCCCUCUUUAUCACAAAGGGCUAAAGCCACAAAAAGCCAAUAAUCUUCUCUUUGAGUAAAAUAUGUGCUAGUUAAUAUACUGCUGUACAAUAUAUCACAUUUCUGAUACAUUUUCAUAUCAGCUUAUUUACAAACCAAAACUGGUAGCCAUUUUGUGCUAAGCCCAUGAAAGUACCAAAAUGAAAUGCAUGUACAUUGCUUGUCUGUGUCCAUCCUGAAGUCGUGCUUGUGCUAACAGCACAUACAUUGUGUGAUUGAAUAUUUGCUCUUUUUUAAUUUAAAUGUAAAUAUAUUUUCUGUAUUUCUUUUACUCGUGUUACCAAAUCAUGUGGAAAAUACAAUAUUCUGUACAGUCCCCUGCACCUUGUGUCCCACUAGUUAUCUUUGUUUAGAAAGGGAGCCUUAUAUUAUUUUUAUACAAUAUUUUCCUCACAUUGUUUUCUCAGUUUUUAUUCUCCUAAGCUUUCCUGCUGUCACUUCCAGUCCUCCUCUCAUUGUCUCAAACUCAAAGGCAGACUUCACUUCCUGCCUUCAGAAAAAGAAAACACUCCCACAAUAGAAGUGCAUCUGGAAGGAGAGAAAUUCAAUGGAUCCACUCGAAAAAAGUGACAAAGUACAUGUUAGUGCUCAAAGGGACCUAUUGUAGUGUUUUUACUGCUUCAUAAUUUGUAAUUUUCUGUUCAUAUUGAAUAAGGAUAGUGUGCAGUGAAUAAUCUAAGAGCACAUUGAAGCUCUUGGGUUUACUGACUGGCCACAUUGCUACUUCCAAGUCCUCACAUUGUAAUAAAUGUCACUGAAAUUCUAAAGCAAAUUUUAGUUUUCCCCAAGUGUGAGAUGUUUGUAUUGCUGAGGACAUGCAGGUGUUAUUGAAUUUACAAUAUGUGCUAGUAGCUGUUGACAGAACGGGAUAUGUGCCAUAUGUUGAAUUUUUUUUCAGGGAUUUGAAAAUAGGAGGAGUUUAAAGCUGUGGUGGUUGUAGCAGACCUGCCACACCCACCAAGGUGGGACUUCUAAUUUAUUCUUUUGUGAGAGCACCACCAUGUGGACAUGUUGACAAUUACAGGAAAACUAACAGAAAAUGGAUCUGAUCAGGAUGUGUCUUUUAUUGUGUAUUUGUGGAUGUUGUGCAUCAGACAUUCCUUUGGAGUCGUGUGCCGUAGACAUCAAACAUUGAGUGUUAGAUUUUAAAUUUUCUUUAAUCUGGGGCUUGUAUGCAAUCAACCAAUCAUAAAUCAACACAUCUGUGUUGAAACAUGCUGUAACAGAACUUUUUUUUUUUUUUUUUUUUUUUUUUAAAUAAAAUUAAUUAAGU